This is a messenger RNA of Xyrauchen texanus (razorback sucker), 2197 nucleotides long. RefSeq names its product glycine receptor subunit alpha-2-like. The record is from RefSeq and is a predicted model, not a curated record. Gene Ontology annotation, cellular component: plasma membrane; neuron projection; synapse. Bases 247 to 1599 code for a protein of 450 amino acids. Gene Ontology annotation, biological process: chemical synaptic transmission; chloride transmembrane transport; regulation of membrane potential. Gene Ontology annotation, molecular function: glycine binding; transmitter-gated monoatomic ion channel activity; chloride channel activity. The transcript has 9 exons. Lineage: Eukaryota; Metazoa; Chordata; Actinopteri; Cypriniformes; Catostomidae.
UUUCACUCGCGUUUGCUUCUCGCGCUCCAUCUGAACCGCAAACGCGCGAUGGUGAUCGGAGCUUCCAGUGGCUUUUUCUGCACGCGCAACAGCGGAUCCGCGGCGUUUCGGUGCCGUUCCUUUGACCAGUCUGAACCAUGAGCGUCUGGACUGAAGUGUGUCUGGUGUGUUCGGCUUUACCUGUGAAUACCUCCGGCUUUGUGUUAGUUCGGAAGGAAGCGGUGUCGGUGUUUGAGACGCGUGUCCAUGAGCGGAGGAAUGACGCGCCCUGCUCGCAAACUCCUCACAACUUUAUUCGCGUGUUUCAUUCAAAUGCACAACUUCAGGAUAACAGAAGGAAAAGAGUCCGAGAGGGCUUCUUCAUCGACAAUGUCCCCCUCUGAUUUCCUGGACAAGCUAAUGGGGAGGACGUCCGGUUAUGAUGCCCGUAUAAGACCCAACUUUAAAGGUCCCCCCGUUAACGUCACGUGCAAUAUUUUCAUCAACAGCUUUGGCUCAGUGACUGAGACGACUAUGGACUACAGGGUGAAUAUCUUCCUGAGGCAGAAAUGGAACGACCCUCGUCUGGCGUACAGCGAGUACCCGGACUCUUCUCUUGAUCUGGAUCCCUCCAUGCUCGACUCCAUCUGGAAACCGGACCUGUUCUUCGCCAACGAGAAAGGCGCAAACUUCCAUGAUGUCACCACAGAUAACAAACUCUUGAGGAUCUUUAAAGAUGGAACGGUUCUGUACAGCAUCAGAUUGACAUUAAUAUUGUCUUGCCCAAUGGAUCUAAAGAACUUUCCCAUGGAUGUACAGACGUGCACGAUGCAGCUGGAGAGUUUCGGCUAUACGAUGAAUGAUCUGAUCUUCGAGUGGCUUGAUGAAGGUCCCGUUCAGAUGGCGGAUGGUUUGACUUUACCGCAGUUCCUCAUCAGAGACGAGAAAGACCUGGGCUACUGCACCAAACACUACAACACAGGUAAGUUCACCUGUAUUGAGGUGAAGUUUAAUCUGGAGCGUCAGAUGGGUUAUUACCUCAUCCAGAUGUACAUCCCCAGUCUGCUGAUCGUCAUCCUCUCCUGGGUCUCCUUCUGGAUCAACAUGGACGCGGCGCCGGCUCGGGUCGCCCUCGGCAUCACCACCGUCCUCACAAUGACGACACAGAGCUCCGGCUCGCGAGCUUCACUGCCAAAGGUUUCCUAUGUGAAGGCCAUUGACAUCUGGAUGGCCGUGUGUCUGCUGUUCGUCUUCGCCGCUCUACUGGAAUACGCCGGCGUCAACUUUGUGUCCAGACAACAGAGGGAAUUUCUUCGCUUGAAACGAAGGCAAAGACGAAAUCAAAAGGAAGAUGAAUUACAGGAUGGGCGUUUGCACUUCCCCGUCUACAUGACUUCCUGUGAUAAGGACGGUCCCGCGAUAAAACCUGUGACGACUGACACGGUUCAGCAGCCGCCGAUCCUGAAGAACACGGAACCGAACAGAAAGAAGUUUAUCGACAGAGCGAAGAGAAUCGACACGAUAUCUCGUGCGGCGUUUCCUCUGGCAUUCCUCAUCUUCAACGUCUUUUACUGGAUAACGUUCAAGAUUAUCAGACAUGACAACGGAAGGAAAGUCUAGUCUACAGUUUUAUUCCCAUUAUCCCCGCUGUCAGGGAUAAAAUUACUGACCGAUUUUGUGUAAACACUGUGUACGUCCCAUGAGACUGCUGGAGAUGUAUGGAAGCAAGUGGGAAUAUUUAAUUAAGGAAUUAAAGUGCAGGAUUGUCUAAAUGUAAUGUGAUGCAGUAUUCAAAUAUAUGAAGAACAACGUUCAUAUGAAAGACGAGUAUCAGUGUUUUAUACGAUUGUCUUUUGACGCUUGUUUUUAUGAAUCAAGUUGAGCACAGUAGAAAACAUUUUACCAUGCACACACACACACACACACACACUCACUCAUAUACACACACACUCACAACACACACUCACUCAUAUACACACUCACACAAACACUCACUCAUAUACACACACAACACACACUCACUCACACACAAACACUCACUCAUAUACACACACAACACACACUCACUCACACACAAACACUCACUCAUAUACACACACAACACACACUCACACACAAACACUCACUCAUAUACACACACAACACACACACACUCACACACAAACACUCACUCAUAUACACACACAACACACACACACUCACACACAAACACUCACUC